CAGUGUUUGUGGUUGGUGGUGGUGUGGUUGUUAUUGUGAUUUUCUGAAGCUAAUAUGACGCUUGCUGAAAUGUACUCUUUCUCGACCAGUAAAUCCGGCGGAAGUGCGAACGGUAGCGGUAGUUCGCUAGUGUCGUCGGCUACUACGUCUUCCGGUGGAUCUUCGACGGUGUCGACUUCAUCGGUUGCUGGGGAAGUUACGGUUAGCUCUACGUCCGCUUCAAUUGGGUCCACUAUUCAAUCGAUGGUUGUUUCGGUGGCCGCUGCUUCGCCGGAGUUGGUUGUUGGUGUAGCGGAACGUACGAUAGCCAGCGGUGUACCAGCGGUAUCGAGUGCUACGGCUUCGUCAACGACACUGACGAGCUCUACUGCUGUGGCCAUUUUACAGCAAACGGUACCAACUAGUGUCGCCGUGUUGGUGUCACCCCGUUCGGAUCAACUCGUGUCGAAGCUGAUCGGGGGUCCAUCGCCGAACAGCAGCAGCAGCGUUUGCAGCAACGGUAGCAGUACCAGCAGCAGCAUGUUUCCGGAAGUUUUUAAGCUGGACGAUAUGCUGGAUUUGGAGAACGUGGGCAAUAGUUCGCUGAGCGAGAAUGGCAGCUCUGGUGGCGAUUUUCAACUGGAUAACAGUUCGCUUUCCGAUUUGAUGGAACAGGACUGUACCCUUUGCAAAAACAAAUUCACUUCGCCACGUGUGCUGUCCUGUUUGCAUGUGUUUUGCGAGAGCUGUCUGGAUAAGCUGUUGGCCGAUAGUUCCGGUGAUAAGAUCCUUGAAGGGGGUAAUGGUAGUACGAUCGUUUGCACCAUUUGCAAACAAUCUACUCCCAUCGGCCCUAAGGGUGCUGCUGGCCUUCAUCAGGAUUACAUUUUGAGCAAUGUUCUUGAUUUGUCCACUAUCGAACCAGCACUGCUAGCGUGCACCUCGUGCAAGAGCAAGGAAAUGGCCAUAUCGCGCUGCAAUGACUGUGCCAACUUUUUGUGCGAUAGUUGCGAGUAUGCGCAUCAGCAUAUGCGCUGCUUCGAGGAUCAUAAGGUUGUGCAGCUGGAGGAUUUGCGCAAGUCGUCCGAAAAGGUGGCCAUUCACAAGCCGCUUUACUGUCCGGUGCAUGCGACGGAAAACUUGAAGUACUAUUGCUUCAACUGUUCGACGCCGGUAUGCAACGAAUGUUUGAUCGGCGAGCACAAAGGGAACGAUCAUACCUACCAUAUCAUCAGCGAGGCCGAGAAGCCGAUGCGCCAGGAGCUAGAGUGUUCGAUGCGGGAUGCAAAGUCCAAAAUCGAAUGCUGCAAUCAAGCGACUGCCAAGCUGGAAUCGUCACUGCACGAGUUACAGAGCCAGUACGAGACGGCACGUGGAUUAAUUACUGAGUCAUUCCAGAGCUUUAAGGCGGUGCUGGAGAAGUGCAGGGAAGAUGCGCUGAAGAAUUUGGAAAAGCUGCAUUCCGAGCGAGAACUGAAGAUCAUGGAUCUUUACGAUAAUGUUGCGAAAUCUGUGGAAAAAAUCGAAGUCGCCACUAAGUACGCCAGGAAGGUGCUGGAUCAGGCUAAUGGGCCGGAACUGUUGAGCCUGAAAAGCAUGAUAUGUGCCCAACUGAGCCAAGUAAUGGGUACUGCACCAAAGGGUGACGUAAAAUUCUCGAUUGAGUUUCAAAGCAACUAUGAAAAAUUCCAACAGCUCGUACCGGAGCUGUUUGGGAAAUUCCGCACCGAAUCUUGCUUACCGGGGAAUAUGAACGAAACUACACCAUCGCCCACACUCCCCGGCGUGCCAAUGAUGGUUUCCGAGGCACACCACCAACCUGGGAAUGGAAAUUGCGGACUUAGCCAGGGUCCACUAACUGCAUCGGUAACGGCCAGCAGUCCUAUCUCGCUACCAACCUCAAUGCAAUCGUCAUUCGACGGUGACAUAUCGACGCUUGGCCCUGGUUACAUUCUACCGAAUGUGCUGACGCCAGAACCGGCGACCGGAGCGGGAACGAUUUCCGGCGCUUCAAAUCCACUCAGUGGCACGCCAUCACCAGGCGUCGUCGUUGGAUCAGGACCUCCAACACUUCCCGGUUUGUCCAGCAUUGCCGAGUAUAAUCUUCAUCGAUUGGCAAAUUUAGCCGGUGAAUCAUCCGCGAACGAUAUGACCGAUUCAAUUGUACCUGUGGUCAACAGCAAUCCGGCGACGGUAUCGACCGCUGGUUCAACGCCGAAUUUUACACUGGCUGACUUGAUAUCUGGCAAUCAGCACGCUAUACAGGCGCUGGCCAAAUAUUCUUCCAUGGGUGGUCAAGAUAUGGGCAAUGGUGCGAUGCUAACGCCCCACCCGAGCCUGGACAAUGUGCCGAUGAUGAAUGAUUUCCCGGGCGUGCUGCCGGGCUCGACAUCUCCUAUCCUGCCCGUUCCACCGAACAUGCCGUCUAUCGAUGGUCCCGGGAUGAAUGGUGCUGGUAGCGAUAUGGCUAUGAGCCGCUUCCAGCCGUCGAUGUGUGUGAAUGGACGUACCAAGGCCACGCCGAUGCAGAUUCGUACGAAAUUUGGUUCACUCGGCCAAACGAAGGGUCAGUUCAACUCGCCGCACGGCUUCUGUUUGGGCGUGGACGAGGAAAUCGUUGUGGCCGAUACGAACAAUCAUCGCAUCGAGAUAUUCGAAAAGAACGGAACUUUCAAGUUUUCGUUCGGCGUACCGGGCAAGGAGGAGGGUCAACUUUUUUAUCCGCGCAAGGUGGCUGUCAUGCGCACCAGUGCCAAAUUCGUGGUGUGCGAUCGGGGCAACGAGCGAUCAAGGAUGCAGAUUUUUUCAAAAAACGGCCAUUUUAUCAAGAAGAUCGCUAUCAGAUAUAUUGAUAUUGUUGCCGGAUUGGCCGUUACCAACAAAGGCUUGAUUGUGGCGGUAGAUAGCGUUUCGCCGACCGUGUUCAUCAUUUGCGAAGACGGCAAUUUAAUACAUUGGUUCGAUUGCAGCGAUUUUAUGCGUGAACCGUCCGAUAUAGCUAUCAACGGAACGGACUUCUUCGUGUGCGAUUUCAAGGGUCACUGCGUGGCAGUAUUUGCAGAAGAUGGUACGUUUAAAUAUCGUAUCGGCAGUGAAAAGAUAACCUGCUUCCCAAACGGUAUCGAUAUAUCUGAUGCUGGAGAUGUACUGAUUGGUGAUUCGCACGGUAAUCGCUUCCACGUCGCUUGCUAUUCGAAGGAUGGACACUUGCAAUCGGAGUUUGAGUGUCCUUAUGUGAAGGUAUCUCGCUGCUGUGGACUUAAAAUCACCUCCGAGGGAUAUGUGGUAACUUUAGCCAAAAAUAAUCAUCAUGUCCUAGUCCUGAAUACACUGUAUAUUCAGUGAUCAAUAGCGGGCGCGAGAAUAUUGAAACCUAACUACUAAGGCAUCUUGCACACCUUCUCUUCCAAAACAAAACGUUAAUCCUUGUGCACGUUAGUCUCCUCGCUGACCACGUGCGUGGGUAUCAUAUUGUUCUAUUCACAUUUUUUAUGAUGUCCAUUACUUCACGUCGUGCUGCAACAACAAAAGCAAAAAAGCAUUUUAGGCACGACCGUCGUGGAGUGAGCGAGUUUACGUUAUAGCCAACAAGUAAAGGACUUUUCAUCCAAGUUCUGUUGGCAUACGCAAAAAUCCAAUACCGAUAGGAACAUUGGGAUUUAUCGAGCUUUCGUGGCAUGAUUUUUAUGUCGCGAUAUUGCUUAUAGUACACGUUUUCGAAUUAGCAGUUUUCGAAGCACCUACUACCAUUCUCCAGAGCCGCUCACAUAUUUGCAACCAAAAGCAAGAAGCUUUUUUUUUAAUUCGCCUACAAGAUGGAUGAACGAUAUUACUAAUUUCUAGAGCAAUGAUUAUAAUUAUUUUAAUUGUUUGUGUUCAUCGUAGGUAAUUGUUUUGCGCAUCUGUAAUCUGUAUGUUAUGUUAUUCUAUAUUUAUUAAUUGAAGAUGACAACAAUAUAUGAUCUCUGUUCUUGUGUUUACAUCGAUGUAGUGAGACAUUGGCAAAACACUCUAAUGGCGCAGGUUUACUAACCGUAUUUGGUUUGGUACAAGAACGUACUGUGGGGUUUCCUAAGUGUAAUAAGAACCGCCUCAACUAUUAUAUAUUUACAGCGUGAAAUGUGUGUGUGUGUAUGUGUAGAAGAAAAGAGUAUAUAUGGCAUAAGUCGUAAAGAAGCGCACUGUCGGCGACCAUCCACAUACACAACGAGCGUGCAUUAUUCGUAACACAACAAUAUUUCGCAUUUAUGCGCUCAAGUAUCUCUACAUUUAUUAACGUUGCCGUACAAAAGGAAUUACACUUUUGGACAAGUCCAAACAUAUAGCAGCAUAUUGUAAAUAGUAUUGAAAUGGCGGUGUUUUGACUUUUUCACCUGGCUAGAUAUUUUAUCUGAUUCGACAUAAACGAGAUCCUUUUUGGCAUUAGCAAGCAAAGAAGAAAAGCUUCCAAAACAGAUGAAUUAGUCAUAGAAACUAUAAGUUGAUCCUUAUGAUAUGACGCAUGGUUUUUAAUAAUAAUAAACC
Molecule: messenger RNA, 4503 nt
Organism: Anopheles moucheti
Lineage: Eukaryota; Metazoa; Arthropoda; Insecta; Diptera; Culicidae
Gene: mei-P26
Product: E3 ubiquitin-protein ligase TRIM33
Exons: 5
Coding region: 55-3324 (1089 amino acids)
Biological process (GO): positive regulation of DNA-templated transcription
Cellular component (GO): chromatin; nucleoplasm
Molecular function (GO): protein binding; ubiquitin-protein transferase activity; zinc ion binding
Source: RefSeq, a predicted model, not a curated record